Kalmanozyma brasiliensis GHG001 is the source of this 1956-nucleotide messenger RNA. Its product is annotated as AMP-binding enzyme C-terminal domain protein. NCBI's taxonomy places the organism in Eukaryota, Fungi, Basidiomycota, Ustilaginomycetes, Ustilaginales. Gene Ontology annotation, molecular function: CoA-ligase activity. Gene Ontology annotation, biological process: secondary metabolic process. Bases 1 to 1956 code for a protein of 651 amino acids. The transcript is spliced from 2 exons. The record is from RefSeq and is a predicted model, not a curated record.
AUGAGCUCCAACUCGAGCGCCUCCGGCUCUGGCCCCGCAGCCAAGCGGUCGAUCCUCGAGGACUUCAAAGGCGACAGAGACCAACAGGGUCUCGUCCCGCUCGACAAGGUCGAUCAGCUCCUCACUCAGAAGGGCAGUCUGCUCGAGACCGAGGUGCGCUUCAUCCACGGCCGCCUCACCACUGUGUGGAAGCACCUGCCUGACUCCGUCCGCGAUGCUUGGAUGUUUGCUGCCAACGAAUACGCCUCGCGACCGUACAUCGUGGCCGAGGGCGAGUCGCUGACCUACGCCGAGGUGCACAAGCGGGUCGUGCUAACCGCCACGUGGCUCUCGCACCACCUGUCUGUGCGUAAGGGUGACCGCGUCGCCCUCGUUGCGCGCAACCACGUCGAGUUCGUCAUUGGCUUCUAUGCCAUCCAUCUGCUUGGCGCGGUUCCGGCGCUCGUCAACGCCUUUUUGCCAGGCAAGGGCAUCUACGACUGCAUCCGUGACGUCGGCUGCAAGGUGGCGCUGCUCGACGUCGAGCGCUUCCGCCGGCUGCGCGAUGCCGAUGAAGACUACAUCGCCAAGCUCUUCACCCAAGCUGGGAAGGAUUGUGUCGACGACUUUGGCUGUACGCCUGGAGCGCACGGUGGGUUGGCUGGUGUCGUCGUCUUCCCACGUGCCUUUGCUGGCAUCGUGCCGGAGGGCGAGCGAGAGUGGGCCAAGGGCAAGGGUGGUGACAAGGUCUUCGACGCUUCCGAACUCGACACCAAGUACGCUUCUACCGCUUCCACCGACAAGGCCAUCCCAAAGAUUAAGAUUUCCCCUGAAGACAUGGCGUCUGUGCUCUACACCUCUGGCACCACCGGAAAGCCCAAAGGUGUCGCAGCCACCAAUCGUCAGUUCCUCUCCGCCGGUCCUAACUCGAGCUACAACAUGGCCCGCGCGUACGUUCGACGUGGACUCCAACCACCCCAACCCCAACCGGACGAUGAACAGGCUUCUACCAUCCUCCUCAUCCCGCUGUUCCACUCCACCGGCAUCCAGUCGGGUCUCGUACCCUCCACGCUGCGCGGGGUCAAAGUCGCCCUUAUGCCCAAAUACGACGUUGACGCAGCAGCGAAGAUCAUCCAGGAGCACAAGAUUCAGAUUGUCGUCGGCAUCGGGUUCAUGGUUCGCGAGAUCGUGCUGUCCAAGCACGAACUGCCUUCGCUGCAGGGUGUUUCUCAUGGUGGAUCCUCCUCGGCGAAAGAGCUUCCCGAGGAGUCGCGUGCCAAGGUGCCCUCGAUGCUCAUCGGUCAAGGUUACGGCAGUACCGAAGUCAACGGGGGAGCAUCCGGUUUGGCUGCGGACGACUACAUCGCGCGACCCACCUCCGCCGGUCGCGCCGUCGCCACGAACGAGAUCCACAUCAUCGACCCCGAGACCCUCGUCGAAGUAUCCAACGGUAAACCGGGCGAGAUCUGGAUUCGCGGUCCCAACACAGCUUUGGGAUACUGGGGCAAGCCAGAGGCCACCGCCGAAGCCUUCACACCCGACGGCUACUUCCGCACCGGCGACCUAGGCCGGAAAGAAGACGACGGCUUCAUCUACGUCAUGGACCGCUCCAAGCACAUUAUCAUCCGAGGUGGAGAGAAUAUCAGUGGCACAGAGGUGGAGACGGCCAUCUACGCCGAGAGAAGGAUCAUUGAUUGCGCAGCGGUCCCAAUUCCCGAUGACAGAUUUGGGGAGACCGUGGGAGUGGUCUGCGUUCCGAGGGUCGAGUAUCAGAAGGAGAACAGACCCACGGAAGAGGAUGUCUUGAAGGUGGCGAGGAAGUUCCUGCCCAAGCACGAGGUACCGGAUUUCAUCUGGAUCCGAGACGAACCGCUCGAGAGGAACGCCAAUGGUAAGGUCGACAAGGCGAUUGUCAAGGAGGCGGCGAGGAAGCGACACGCGGAAGGAAAGGCGGCCAGCGCCAAGCCUAAGCUCUAG